ACCAAAAAUUAUUAGUUGAAAAAGAUAAAGAGACUGGUGUUAUACCAUUGUUAUUGUGUGUACAAAUUGGUCAUUUACAAUCAUUUCGAUUAAUAUUUAAACAAAUGUUAGGAUUGAAUGAUCCAUGAUUAUCGACUAAUGUAUUAACUGAUGAGCAACAUAAUAAUUUAUUACAUUUAUUAGCACAAGAUUGUUCAACCAAUGAACAAUUACUCAAUGAUCGUUCACAAAUAUUAAAAUACAUUGUUAAAAAAAUAUUAAAUAGCACUAAUGAUUGUCAAUUUUUAGCUAUAAUUAAAUCAAUGUUGAGUGAUUUUGAUAAACAAGAUGAUACACCGUUGCAUAUAGCUUCAAGGAAUGGUUAUGUUGAAAUAUGUAAACAAUUGUUACUAUUGGCAGGUGAAUGCAUAUCUAGUCAUGAAUCAAAAACAUCAACAUCACAAUCACAAACAGUAGAAGUUUCAGAUGCAUUGCGAAACCCAAGAUCAGAUGAACACACACCACCACUAUCAGAUAAACAAGUUGUAAUUCAGAGAUUGAGUCUGUCAGAUGCACUCCAUCAACAACAACCCGCAAUAUUAUCUAGUUUGCUUUUACAACAACAUAGACAGAGCGUAAUUGAUCAAGGUUAUCUCUUCCAAUCAAUGUUGAUGGGUGCUCGUCUUAUGAAUUCAUCAUCGGCCAUUGUUAGUAAACGUAUGAAACUAUUAAUUUUAAAAAAAAAUGGUGAAAAACGUUCAUCAAUCCAUGAAGCUAUAUUACAAAAUCGAAUUGAAAUUGUUCAGUUAUUUUUUAAAUCACCGUCAUCAAAGAAUCAACAACAACAGCCACUAGAUGAUAUACAGUCAAUGAAUCAGACUGAUUUAGAGGAAAUCUUAGAUGAUUAUGAUGGUAUACACAUUCAAACAUGUUUACAUAUGGCCGCUAGAGAGGGAUAUCCUGAAAUUGUUCAAUUGUUACUUCAAAAACGAGCCAAUCCCGAAGUACGUGAUGGCUAUGAUUGUACCCCAUUGCAUUUAGCAGCUAUGGGACAAAAAGAACAAUCGAGUGUCGAUGUUUUGGAUAAAUUUAUCGCUCAUAAUUGUGAUUUAACAAUACGAAAUGGUGAUGGUUAUAAUUGUUUAGAAAUAGCCAUAAUACAUAAAAAUGUUAGAAAAUUAUUAGACAUACCUAAAGUAAAGAAAGAAGGAGAAGAAGAAAAAGAUAUUGAUGAAAUUAAAUUGUAUAAUGUUGAACCCGAAUGGAGAAAAUUAUUGAGAAAUUCACAAAUAACAAAAGAAAAUGGUCGAACUGUUGUUGAUUCACCCAUGCGAAAAAUAAUUCGUAUAAUGCCUAGUUUAGCUUAUGAAUUGUUACAUAAGUUUGAAGCAGAAGUUGGUAAUAAGCAUCAAGCAUUCCAUUAUAAAUAUUAUGAUUUUGAAUUUAUUGAAGACCAAUGUUUUGUUGAACAAUGGAAAGCUAAUUUCAGUGAUAUUGAUAAUAAUCCAAAAACGAAAAUUAAUGUUAAAUGUUUUAAUAAAUGUUGUAUGAUUUGUCAUUGUUCAAAAAUUUCUUAUUCUACUAAUCAUUUGAAUAUUUCGAAUACAUUCUUGGAAACUUAUACUCAUAGUUCGCAUACUUUGAUAACCAAUCAUAUUCUAAAUGUCUUAAGUCGAUCCAGUGAAGAUAUUGAAUUCAAAGAUGUAGAAGCUGUUCAAAUUCAAACAAAAUUAUUAUAUCAUCCAGUAUUUACUAAAUUAAUGUCUCGUAAAUGGUAUGGUUUAAAUUUCUUUCUAUAUCUUUUAACACUGUUUUUCUAUGCAACAUAUUUGGGUCUAUUUACAUGGGCCGUAAUGAGAAAUACACAACCUCAUAUAUUCUACGAUACUCUAUUGAAUGUAACAACAUCUGAUGAUAGUCAAUGUGAAGAAAUUGCACGAAUAAUGGUAAAAACAAAUAAUCAUAUAAAAGAUUCAAUUGAUUAUGGUCUAAAGUACACAUUGUAUGUCCUUCUAUGGAUUCAUAUAUUCAAAGGAAUUCUAUUGAUUGUUGGUGUUUACCGAUAUAAAAUCCAUUGGAGAUGUUAUAUGGAAGUUACUGCUUUAGUUUUGAGUUUUAUUUAUAUAUAUGAUACAUCAUGGCAAAAUGAAGUACAAUUGAGAUGUCCAAUACAAUGGCAAAUUGGUAGUCUGGGAUUGUGUCUUGGAUGGAUAACUCUCUUGGCUUAUUUAAGAUCCAUACCACCAUUUGGGAUCUAUGUUAUUAUGUUAGAAGUUAUUAUACAAAAAUUUCUUUGGUUUUUUCCCCUGUUGAUUAUUGUAAUAUGUAGUUUUGGGUUUUCAUUCUAUAUGCUAUUACAAAAUCAAGUAGUGUUUGGUACAAUAUUUAAAUCAUUAAUACGAACAUGUAAGUAUUUGGAAUCUUUUAAUAAUGAAUUUCAAACAGAAAAUAUGGAACAAAGUCUUACUAUUUGA
Molecule: messenger RNA, 2453 nt
Organism: Didymodactylos carnosus
Lineage: Eukaryota; Metazoa; Rotifera; Eurotatoria; Philodinida; Philodinidae
Source: the annotation of a GenBank genome assembly